This is a messenger RNA of Salvelinus sp. IW2-2015, 11040 nucleotides long. The record is from RefSeq and is a predicted model, not a curated record. Lineage: Eukaryota; Metazoa; Chordata; Actinopteri; Salmoniformes; Salmonidae.
CCUGUACAGUAGGUGGCAGAAUAGGUGUAGUCUGCCAUAAAACUUUAGAGAAAGAAGAGGAGCAUUUUGUGUGGGAGGCUGCCAUGUACAAAAACAACAAACAUUAAGUAACUUUUCACGCUGGCUAUUGUGCUAAGGCGUAACAGCAUAAUUUAGGCACAUUUAUGAAGAUGUGUCUGAAGCUGCGACAGAUAUAUUUCAUUAGUAUUAUGAUUUAGCUAACCAUCAUUGAAUAGAUGGCUGCGCUUUUGCAUAUGGAAAUAGCUUGCUCGCUAACUGGCUAGCAGCAAUCCAGUAAGCGCGAGCCCCUGCGGAGGGUGGUCUGUGUCCUUUGAUUCAGGACGCCGGGGACUGGAGUCCAGUGCUGGAGUCCGACGACCCUCUUUGGUAGCCACUGCUGGCUAACGUUAGCUAUCUCACAAGCAGUUUUGCGUUGUGUCGCUCAAAACUCACUGACAAUGUAGAAUAUCAUAGGGACGGAGACACGGGAUCUGGUUCCCGGCUUGUGAGCGAGGUAAUCGGACAACCCCAUCUUCUUCACCUCCUCCACCUAUUCCAGGUGGGGGAGAGGAUGGCCUCCCUCCUCCAUGUCCCCCUGCUGGGGUUGCUGCUGGUGGCUGUAGCCCCUGGGUGUUGGGCAGGAGACUGUAAGGGCCACAGACAGGUGCUCAGGGGCCCCCCAGGGUACAUCACAGACGGGCCAGGGAACUACUCUGUAAACGGGAACUGCGAGUGGCUCAUCAAAGCCCCCAGCAGCAAUUACCGUAUCGUCCUGAACUUUACCUUCAUGGAGACAGAAUGCACGUAUGAUUACCUGUUCGUCUACGAUGGAGACUCCUACCAGAACCCUCUACUGGCCAGUCUGAGUGGCACCACCCUGCCGCAGCCCAUAGAAGCCAAGUCUGGCAAGAUGCUGCUCCACCUCUUCAGUGAUGCCAACUACAACCUCCUGGGCUUCAAUGCCACCUACUCGUUCUCUGUGUGCCCUGGGGCCUGUGGAGGUCACGGGCGCUGUGACACGGCCUCGUCCCUGUGCCAGUGCCACCUGGGCUGGGGAGGAGCCGACUGCAGCACCCCUCUAUGUCCCCAGGCCUGCAUCCUGCACGGCACCUGUGACAAGAGAGGAGAGCGUUGUCUCUGCAGUUCAGAUUUCCUGGGCCAGAGCUGUCAGCUGGGUCUCCGUGAUGACAGUGGGGCGGGGCAGUGGUGGCAGGUGAGUGGGGGCGACCCCUACACGCCCCCCCGGACCGGUUCUGCUGGGGUCUACCUGUCCUCCACUGGAGCCAUGUACCUUUUUGGAGGGUUUGACUUGAACCGAGCUUUGGGGGACCUGGUUAAAUACAACUUCAGCUUGAACCAAUGGGAGAACAGAUCUUAUGGACACUCCCCAGUAAGUGCCUGCACGCAUGCCAGAAAUUGGUUAACUGGUUCUGUAUGGUUGGUGCUGUUUGAUAUUUCAGGGUUUGACUUGAACCGAGCUUUGGGGGACCUGGUUAAAUACAACUUCAGCUUGAACCAAUGGGAGAACAGAUCUUAUGGACACUCCCCAGCGGCUCGUCACUCCCACACGGCAGUAGAGUGGAAGGGGAACAUGGUGAUCUUCGGAGGAGAGCUCGCAAGCGGCGCUUUAGCCAGCGACGUCUGGAUGUACCGCCCAAUCCAGGAUGACUGGCAGCAGCUCGGCCAAUCCCAUUCGCCCGGGGCACCAAGAGUGGCCAACCAUGCAGCAGCUGUAGUGGAUAACUAUCUCUACAUAUUUGGAGGUCGUACGGAAGAGGACAUGUUCUCAUCAUCUCUGUAUCGGUUUGGUCUGCGGGGGUCUGGGGUGUGGGAAGCGGUGCAGCCCACUGGGGGGAAGCCCCCCGCCACAGCAGGCCACUCCAUGGUGUUCCACCCCCCGUCCCGGGUCCUGCUGGUCUACGGGGGCCACAGGCCUACCACUGCCAGGUUCAGUGUACGUGUGAACUCCACGGAUGUAUUCCACGUGGACCGGAGGUUCUGGACCUCGUUCCGUUCCCGUUUCCCAGCCACAGGCCCCAGGGAGAGAGCCUUCCACUCAGCCACCAUCAUCGGCAACUACAUGGUGGUCUAUGGGGGGAAUGUGCACAUCCACUACCAGGAGGAGAAGUGUUAUGAUGAGGAAAUCUUCUUCUACCACCUGGGAUGUCACCAGUGGGUGUCUGCUGGGGAGAGCCUCCAACACAGAGUAGAGGCUGUGAGAGGGCGGUACUCCCAUGUAGCUGCUGUGAUGGAAGGCAGGGUGCUGCUGGUUGCCGGGGGUUACAGUGGUAUUGCCCGUGGAGACCUGGUGGCGUACAAAGUUCCACUGUUCGUGAGCAGCGACCCAGGAGACCGGGUGAGUCAAGAAGACGCUGUGUGUGCRGAGGCACCAGACGAGAGCAUGUGUCUGAAGAACCCAGAAUGCAGCUGGUGUGAGGGCCGCUGUCGGGAGUACCAACCCACCAACCCGUGUGGCAGCACAGGGUGCCUGGGCCUGGCCCGCUUCCUGUCUGACUGCCAGUCCUGCCUGGUGUUCAGUGGGGCUCCAGGUUCCCUGCCCCGCGCCCCCGGUGACUUCGGCUGGUGUGUCCAGAACGAGUCCUGCCUACCUGUGUCAGAUCAAAGUGCUUGCCGUGUGGACCAGAUCUCAGGGGCGUACGGCUGGUGGGGGGAGCGUACCCGUUUCCUCGCCACAAUACUUUCCUGUCGCACUGAGAACUAUGUCCCGGGACUGCACCUGCUCACCUUCCAGCACCCCCGCAAUGACUCCCAGCCUGACAAGGUGUCCAUCCUGCGCAGCACCUCCAUCAUCCUCAGCCCCACCACAGAGAUGGAUGUCACCCUGCAGUUCCGGGGCUUCAUCCACCCUCUGUGGGGCGCCCCUCCACCUGCGCCCCCUCCCACUGAGACAAUUUCCAUGUGGGCCCGGAUACAAAGGCUACACUUUGAGGCCCGCAUGGCUGCUGGACCCAACUCCCUGCAACUGAAUGAGAGGGUAGGUCGCUGGGCAGCUCACCAGGAGAAGGAGACGAAGCUGCUGUCCCGUCCUGACAUGGGUCGUUUAUUUCCCAACCUGACCCGAGGGAACCGGUACCUGGUCCAGGCCGAGGGAUACCUCAACAACUCAGGCUCUGGACAGACCAGUGAGAUGGCUCUGACCUGGAACAGAACCGCCCUGCCCGGCGGAAGUGAGAUUUCCUUCCUGUUCUUGGAGCCGUACCGUUCUGGCUCUUGCUCGGGGUACCAGUCUUGCUUGGCAUGUCUGUCAGACCAGUCCUGUGGCUGGUGCSCAUCUCUGGGCCGCUGUCUGUUCCGUGCACUGCCUGACCUGGAGCCCUGCCCGGAGGACCAGGGGGGAGGGGAGCGCCACCUGCUGCUGGCCCCGCCACAAUGCACCCUCUGUGAGGAGUACAGGGACUGCUCCGCCUGCACUCAGGAUCACUACUGUGAGUGGCAGAUCAACUCCAGCAAGAAGGGUGACUACCAAUGCAGCCGACGGGGAAGACUGGAUGGAUCCAUUCGCGACCCAGAGGGGUGCCCUAAAGUCUGCAACCAGAGGAGGACGUGUGGGGAGUGUCUGUCUAACUCCAGUCAGUGUGCGUGGUGUGAGUCGGCCCAGGCCUGCUUCUACUUCGCUGCCUACCUCACCAAGUAUCCCUACGGAGAGUGCAGGGACUGGUAUGACAGUGUUCACUCAGUGCCCCAGUGUAAGCAGUGCUCAGCUCUGGUCACCUGUACAGACUGUCUCCAGACGUUUCAGUGCGGCUGGUGUGGAGACUACAACAACCCCACCAUCGGCAGGUGUCUACGAGGAGACUGGGGAGGGAUGGACGACCCCUCUGUGUAUAACUGCAGUGUGGCUGUGGAUGAAGUACGGGCUACCAGUCCUGAGUCCCAGACCUUGGCUCCCCCGCGGCCCAUGGAGAUGGAGAUGGAGCUGGAGCACCUGGAGGAGGGGGAGAGGGACCCAGUCUGGUCCUACCCCAGCUGUCCCGAUGUGGAGGAGUGCAGGCUGGGCCUCCACAGCUGCCACCCCUUCGCCACCUGCGUCAACACCCCCACCUCCUUUGAGUGCCACUGUGAGAGGGGCUACACCGGGGACGGCACCCUGCACUGCAACCAGACUUGUUAUAAUGAGUGUCGUCAGGGCCAGUGCAGCGGCAGCCCGCGGUUCGAGUGUGAGUGUUCCCUGGGCUGGACAUCUGACCCAGCAACCCUGGUGCUGAGCGGGGUGGAGUGUGACGUGGACUGUGGCUGUAACUUCCACAGCACCUGUAUCACCGCCCCAGGCAUCUGUGACCACUGCCAGGAUUGGACAAUGGGUCUCCAGUGUGAGCACUGUCGACCAGGGAGUUUUGGUUCUGCGCUGGCCGGGGGCGGGGGCUGUGUGCCCUGCCAGUGUAACGGCCAUGGAGGCCCKCUCCUMGGCUWCUGCCACAARCAGACAGGCCAAUGCUACUGCACACACCACACCCAGGGACCACACUGUGAAUCCUGCUUGCCUGGAUACUACGGAGACCCCAGGAAUAAUGGCACCUGUUUCCGCCAGUGUCAGGGGCGCUCUGUGAUCCUGUCCCACCAGUCACCCCUCUCUGAGCUCCCCAUCUCGUCCUCCCUGGGGUGGCGAGGGGGCGUCGGGGGGAAGGGGGGACUCUCCCACUGUCUGUGGGUCCUGUCUGUCUCUGAGAACCUGGCCCCCUGUGUGCCGGGCGAGCUGUGCCCUCCUGUCGCUCUCACCCUGCACCCAGACUCCUACACACAGUGCACUAGCUCCUACGUUUACGUGUUUGACGGCCUGCCUCGUUUCUUGAGCAACGGGGUGGUGCACUCGGACCACAACCUGAUUGGCGCGUUCUGUGGGACGACCCGGACUCAGCCAAUCACAGUGGAGGCCACUUCAGGUGUGAUCUCUGUGUACUUUGAGGCCAACGUCUCGUCCGACCGCCCUCAGGGUUUCAACGCCUCCUUCUGGGUGCGGCGCUGUCGCCAGGGUUCUGAGGCGGGGGAGGAUGGYUCACCCGUAUGCCAGGGAGGGGCGCAGUGCAGCGGGGGGCUGUGCCAGUGUACUCAGGGGUAUGGGGGACCGUACUGCGACAGGCCCCUCUGUCCCGAGGGCUGUGGGCUAGCAGAGGGCCGAGGCUCCUGCAACUUGUCUCUGGGAGUGUGUGUGUGUGCAGACGGUUGGGGCGGCUCUGACUGCUCCACCCCUCUGGACUCCAGCAGCCUAGUUUGGGAAACCCUACUGGACACACAGCUCACAGCGAACCAGGCCCACAGGUUCCUCCACCGGAUGGGCCAUUCUCUAGUGUCUGGGCCCCAGGGGAACCUCUGGAUGUAUGGAGGCCUCUCUCUCUCAGAGGGCAUCCUGGGAAACGUCUACAGGUACUCUGUGUUGGAGCGGCGCUGGACUCAGAUGCUGACCAGCUCAGUGGAGGAAGGCUCCACCCCCAGCCCCCGCUACCACCACGCCUCUGCCCUUCUGGCCAGUCACGAGCCUCUCUCUGACGCCCAGGGAGCCACUCACAACCUCAUGCUGGUGGUGGGCGGUGUCACGCAGAAGGGCGUCGCCAUGGACACGUGGAGCCUCAACCUCAGCAGUCUGGUGUGGAGACAGCACAAGAGCUCAGUGCUGCCACCGGUGGCAGGUCAUACUCUAACGGUGCGUCGGGACUCCUCUAUGCUGCUCAUCGGAGGUUACUCUCCAGAGAYCGGCUUCAACCAUCACCUGCUGGAGUUCAACAUCCACUCUGGCAACUGGACCYUCGCCCCCCACACCGGCACACCUCCUACAGGUCUGUAUGGCCACUCGGCUGUGUACCACGAGCAGACGGACGCCGUGUAUGUGUUCGGAGGCUACCGCUUCCACGUGGAGACAGUGGAGCCCUCAGGAGAGCUCUACAGUCUCUACUAUGCCAACCUCGCCUGGUCCCUACUGGUCCCCUCACAGGGGAAUAAGCCCCUGUCCCGUUUCUUCCACGCUGCAGCCCUGAUAAAAGACACCAUGGUGAUCGUGGGAGGGAGGACAGGAGUGGAGGACUACAGCAAUACAGUGUCUCUGUACCAGAUCAACUGUAACACCUGGAUACAGCCAGACUCGGCGGUGGGCGAGCCGGUUAACCGUUCAGUGUCUCUGGCCAUGGUGGGCUGGGGUGGGCGGCUGUUCCUCUCUGGGGGGUUCAAUGGGGUCACCCUGGGGCGUCUUCUCACCCUGACCCUUCCCUCUGACCCCUGUACAUUGCUGCCCACGCCCGAGGCCUGCAACACCACCACAGGCAGCUGUGUCUGGUGCAGGGGCACCUGCGCCGCCUCCGAUACUGCUGAGAGACUGGGCUGUUCCAUUGGUCAGUCUCCCUGCUCCCCCACCCCUCGUCUACCAGACCAGUGUCGCAGACUGAAGACCUGCAGCGAGUGUCUGGCACGCCACCCCAGGACCUUCUCUAGCCCCUCACAGUCCCAGUCUGCUCUGCAGUGUAAGUGGUGCACCAACUGUCCAGAGGGAGCAUGCAUCAGCAGUACAGUCAGCUGCACCUCAGAACACGACUGCAGGAUCAACCAGAGAGAGAUCUUCCUGUCCAGCAACUGUACUGAGACCAGCUGUGAGGCCUCCGACUGCCCCAAGUGCACCGCCUCAGGGAAGUGCAUGUGGACACGCCAGUUCAAACGCACUGGCGAGACCAGGCGCAUCCUGAGUGUGAACCCCACCUACGACUGGACGUGCUUCAGCUACGCCCUGCUCAACGUGUCCCCCAUGCAGGUGGAGUCCUCCCCCCCUCUGCCCUGCCCACCCUGCCACACUAGCACCUGCAGCGUCUGCUGGGCUCGGGGCUCAGACGGGGCUGGCAGAGUGUGUGUGGAGCAUGGCACUGCAGCAGGUAAGUACGGGAGACAGACUGUUGUGUGGGUGGUGGGUGUGCGAGUCGUCCUCGUGCCUCUGCGCUGUGAGCGGGUCAGUUGGUCGUCUGCUGUCUGGUGGGACUCCUGUCCUAGUGGCCGCUCACCCAGGCUCUACAGCUCGCUUGGCCCCAUGUGGCUGGUGUGCUGCCGGGGCGGCAAGGGGCUGGACGCUGCCAGCAGGGAGGCCUCGAGGUGUGAGUGGGGAGGUGUAGUCCCCAGAGGAACAGCAGCUGGUCUUCCUCCAUGCCAGGAGAGGAUGAGAUGUGCCAAACGCAAACACUGUAACAUCACCAGGGACGCGCAUGACCUUGGCAGGAUCCAUGACCUAGGCAAGCAGGGCUACGUUCUCAGCCGUGUGUCAGGCCAGUGUGAGCCAGUCUGUGCUCAGGGCUGUGUCAACGGGACCUGUGUGUCCCCGGGAGUGUGUCAGUGUCACUUUGGCUUUGUGGGGGACAACUGCUCGUCUCAGUGUCGCUGUAACAAACACAGCAACUGUAAAGGAGUGUCUGAGCCUGACAAGUGUUUGGAGUGUAAAAACAACACUAUGGGUGAUCACUGUGAGAAGUGUAAGCCCCUGUAUGUGGGGUUGGCGGUGGGCGGGGGGACGUGCCGCCCCUGUCGGGAGUUCUGCAGGGGGAACAGCGCAGUGUGUCUGUCCCGGGACGAACUCAAGAGGGCGCUAGACCACCCCCAAGACCACCCUCUGGACCCAGACAGCAUUGUUCAGUGGGUGUCGGAGGGUCCUACAGAGGACUCAGCGGUUUGUGUGAGCUGCCAGAACAACAGUGUGGGGGACAAGUGUGAGAGCUGCCUCAGCGGCUACUUCCUAUUGCAGGGGAACUGUGACAAGUGUCAGUGUAACGGCCAUGCAGACACGUGUAAUGAACAUGACGGCACAGGCUGCCCAUGUCAGAACAACACAGAGACCUCUUCCUGCCUCAGCAGCCCGCAGAGCGACAGGAAGGACUGCUACAGAACACAGUGCGCCAAGUGCAAAGACUCCUUCAACGGCACACCGGUAAACGGGCGCCAGUGCUACCGGCAGUUCAACGUGGACAAUGAGUGCUGCUUCGACCCCACCUCUCAGACAAAUUGCUUCCACGACCCCACCAUCCGCAAUUUGCCCAAGGGACGCACCGUCUUCUUCGCUGCCCAGCCAAAGUUCACCAACGUGGACAUCCGGGUCACCAUCGACGUGACCUUCGGGGAGGUGGAGGUGUACGUGUCCAACUCCCAUGACACCUUCAUCGUAGAAGUGGACCGCCACACAGGCAUCCACGCCAUCAAGAUCGAGGAKGAGUCGGCGGCCCGAGGUGGGGCGGGCGGGGGGGAUAAGGAGACGCCUCCAUCACCAAUGAAGGUGUAUGCCAACUCCUCAUCCAGCCUGGCUGGGCCCAUGUCCCCCAACACCCCCCUGCAGCUCCACGCCAAGCCCCAGGGGGRGGACAGGGAGGUACGGGAGGCCAAGACGGAGGGGCUCAUCUCCUACAUCACGGUGUGGAAGCCCCAGACGGUACUGAUUGUUCGAGGUGUCCGUGACCGCGUGGUCAUCACCUUCCCCCAUGAGGUCCACUCCCUGAAGUCCAGCCGCUUCUARAUCGCCCUGCGCGGUGUAGGCACCGAGGAGAGACAGGGCGAGUCCCAGGGCCUGCUCUUCCUCCGCCAGGACCAGGCCCACAUCGACCUGUUCGUCUUCUUCUCUGUUUUCUUCUCCUGCUUCUUCCUCUUCCUCUCCGUCUGRGUCCUCCUCUGGAAGAUCAAGCAGUUCAUGGACUUCCGCCGAGAGCAGAGGCGUCAUAUCCAGGAAAUGACCAAGAUGGCGUCCAGGCCCUUCGCCAAGCUCACUGUCUAUUUGGAGCCAGAGGAGACCCAGCUCAUCUACCUGCCCUCCACAGGGGGCGGAGGGGUGGGGGGCAGUGCCGUGUCCCUGGCCCAUGCACGCACAGGCAAGCUGGGGGGCAUUGUAGUUGGCCAAAGGGGGCGAGCUGGAGCCAUCUCCUACAAACACGAGCCAGGCUCCGGCCCCACCGUCCACCACCACCUUACCCUGGGCGGAGGCGGCAACAGUGGGCAGCACCUGCCCCUGCAUUACCUCAACACCCACCACUAUGUCCCCACCACCGCCAACACCACGGCAUCGCACCACCACCACCCGUCCUCCCACAGCGGCUACCAGCACUUCUGCCGCUCCGACCCCUUCUUGUCCCAGCUCAUGGGCUUCUCCUACUCCACCUUCAAGGUGGGGCCCAUCACUCUGGAGCCCACGGACGACGGCAUGGCCGGGGUGGCCACCGUCCUCAUCCAGCUGCCGGGGGGCAUCCUGGCCCCUAACCGCGCCUGCCUAGGGUCCGCCCUGGUCACACUACGGCAGAAUCUCCAGGAGUACUGUGGUCACGGCAAUGGAGGGGGACAUCCCGGGGUGGGAGGGGGGCGCAAAGGCCUGCUAGGGCAUCAGCACCUCACCACCAUGGCUAUGUAGAGAAGAGAAGGGGAGAAAAGAAAGUGGAUAAGAGAGAGAGGGGUAUGUGGUGGGGUGGUAGUAACAUGUUAAGAGGUUAGAAGAGAGAUGGGGAGUUGCGUGAAAAAGGCCAUACAGGAGAAAGUUAUAUAAGAGCCUGUUGAAGUUGAUAGGAUCAUACCUGUAUUUACACUGUUUCAAUAUUGAUUGUCUUUUAUUCCGUUAUGUAUCGCUAUAUUUCAAACGCUUCACAUGACCAAGCCAGCUAUCUCUAAAAUGCACUACAACUACACGUUAUAUCAGCUCAACCAUUCAAUUGCAUCCUGUCUGCGUCCGCUAUCGAGGUAUGAGUGCAGUCGACAACCAGAGACUUUUGCUGCACUGUCGUUUUUUGGAAUGACCAAUAAAAGUAGGGAUGAUAACUACUGGUGUUGGAACCAACAUGUGCUUUAUACCCCAAAAGGUGACAAUCAAACAUUGCCAUUAAAAACAAGAGACAGAAGGCGCAGUCCGCCAGGAUGUGCAACAUUGAAUUGACAUGAUAGGAAAAAUUCUAAAGUGAUGCUUGUUGUCAGAUGUUUUUUAUAUCAUGGUAGUAAUGAUGAGUAAUAUUAAUUGUAACUUAAUAUAUUAAGCUACGUGUCUGUUUAUUAACUCAAAACCCUAAGUAUAUAUUUGUGCAUGUCCAUUCACAGGACCUGUUACUUGGUUCUUUAUCGGUUGCUGUUGUAUUUGUUUCUCUGCUCAUCUGCCUCCGGUUUUUCUGCCUUUGAACUCCCAGGCCUACAACUAACAAUCCUGUUGUGUAAUGUUUCCUAUUGUGAGGCUUAUGGAGAACAUUUUAAGCAAAGCAACACUUUUGACACAUUUAAUAUCUGUUUCAAUUGAUUUUGUUACAAAUGAAGGAUUUAACUUGGUUGGUAUCAGACUUCUGUCCCUGUAGCCAUUUUAUGAGUGGAUAACGUAACACACUAUGUAUUGUUUAGUUUCUAAGGAUUUUAUUUCAGUUCUUUGAUAUGAACUGUAUGUUAAAUUAUAUGGUUUUGUUUUUGGCUCUCUCGAUUGGAUGAUGGUAUCAGCCAAUGAGAGCUAUGAUUAGAACUUAAUUAACUUUUUGGAUUUGUCUUGUGACAAAUGGAACAAGAAAACAAUUAGUAUGUGGAACAACAUUUUUAUGGAAAUUAUAUGUCAGAUUAUAAUGGAGACAAGGAAAGGGACAAAAUAUGUGCAAAGCUGCAUCUUCCUAGUGAAAGAUAACAUGAAUGGAAAAAAGUGUUAUUUUCAAGGAGGGUGUGUUCCAUUUUUUUGUUACUGUUUUUGCAUUAUUCUCAUAUGAAUCAAUACAAGAUGAAUCUCCCCAAGUUAAUCUAAAUGGUGCUAAUGGAUACACUACAAAAAACAACCAUUAGGCUACAAAAUGAUUAGUCGUUCACAUUUACAUGUAUUUAAUCGAAUAUAUAACAAAUAACAGCUUUCUUGUUUAGUAGCAUUGCAACACUAUCUUCAGCUACGCUUGAGUCCGGUCACAAGCAUUAUUAGACUGGUUACAUUGUGCUUGUCUUGUAUUAGUUUGUUUACGUGUUUAACACUUUAAAAAAUAAAAAUAAAAUUCAUUUGCUCUUGUUUUUUUAAGGGAAAACUGCCCUGGUGAUGAGUAGGUGCCAAUAUUAAAAGUUCAAGAAAGAUGA